This is a messenger RNA of Annulohypoxylon truncatum, 763 nucleotides long. RefSeq lists its product as uncharacterized. NCBI's taxonomy places the organism in Eukaryota, Fungi, Ascomycota, Sordariomycetes, Xylariales, Hypoxylaceae. Bases 196 to 564 code for a protein of 122 amino acids. The transcript is spliced from 3 exons. The record is from RefSeq and is a predicted model, not a curated record.
GGCUAAUCCUAUCUAGAUUUCUGCUGAUACCCUCAGUCAUCGGCUUUGGCCAUGUGCUGGCAUUUCUGUGCUUCUCUUAUAGAGCCUCACCGCAGAUGGAAGUAGGUCAUCUCGGCCAAUAAUUUUGUUGAGUUUUUCUAACCUGCCUAUCUAAGGAACAUCAAUUUAGUCCCAAACCGAAAUAUAAGCCUGAACAUGCUUCGAAUACUAGGCUUCGCUUUGUCCACGGCGGCGGCUGUCAUUACGGCCGGGCCUGGAGAUCCCGAUUUCUAUAAUACUGUCGCCGAGAUCUUUUCGGGGCCCGACUGUAGCAACGAGACUUUUGUUUGGGCAGAUCCAAUAUUUGGACGGGGCGGAAGAUGCCAGCCUUUGGAUAGACAAGACAAUACCCCCGAUAUCCUCAGUUACAAGCCGACCACUAUUUACCCGGACUGCAUUGUCAACCUCUACACGGAUUCCGAUUGCGACAGCGACCCAUAUUCGGCAGAAGUGGAUCAAUGUGUUCAAGCAGGCAUCCCGUUCAUCAGCGCUUUUGUGAAAUGCCCAUUCUCAGGCAUCUCGUAAGAUUGUUACGUGAAGAGGGAGUUGUCAAGGUAUUGAGCCGCUUUACUCAUUAUUUAGAUGCCACUGCAGCUCAACUAGCUUGAGUUGACACCAAGGUGGAGAAAGUGGAUGGUUGAAAGGGACAUGCCCAUACAACAUAAAUUAAUAUAGUUUUAUAGAGUAAGGUAGCUAUCUAAUCAACGUUUAUGUUCCUAUAUAA